Molecule: messenger RNA, 1405 nt
Organism: Capsicum annuum
Lineage: Eukaryota; Viridiplantae; Streptophyta; Magnoliopsida; Solanales; Solanaceae
Product: formyltetrahydrofolate deformylase 1, mitochondrial
Exons: 8
Coding region: 294-1265 (323 amino acids)
Biological process (GO): 'de novo' IMP biosynthetic process
Molecular function (GO): formyltetrahydrofolate deformylase activity
Source: RefSeq, a predicted model, not a curated record
GUUUUAUACCGCUUUGAUAGUCUCAGAAUUAUUUGGUAGUGAUGUAAAGCGUUUCUAACUCAUCAGAUAUUUUUGUCUAUCACGUUCCACCAACCAAGCUAACCUUUGUCGGUCUUAAUUCUGAGAUUGUGGAUAUGGAAGUUGUAAGUUGGACAAAUGUCUGAAACAGAUAAGACUAUAUAUAUAUAUAGUACUAUUGAAAAAGAAAAAGAUAAAGACUAUAAAUUGACUGAUUUAGCAACUUCUUUCUCAAAUUUUGGAAAGAGAAAAAUAAACUUUCUAAAAGAGGAGACAUGAACCUCCUCUGGAGAUUGGUAACCCCGAACAUCGGUCCACAAGUUUGUAAAUUUGCGAAAAGGUCACUCAAAUCUGUUAAAUUUCCAUUUGGGUCCUCAAAUUCCCUGUUACAUGGCAUUCAUGUCUUUCAUUGCCCAGAUGAUGUUGGAAUUGUUGCAAAGCUAUCUGAUUGCAUAGCAUCAAAAGGUGGAAAUAUUCUCACUGCUGAUGUUUUUGUUCCACAAGACAAUAAUGUCUUUUACUCUAGAAGUGAGUUUACUUUUGAUCCAGCUAUAUGGCCCCGAGGAGAAAUGGAUGAGGACUUCUCUAAGCUAUCAAGGAUGUUCAACGCAAUGAAGUCUGUUGUCCGCGUUCCCGAAAUAGAUCCCAAAUAUAAGAUUGCAGUUCUUGUUUCGAAGCAGGACCACUGUCUUGUAGAUUUGUUGCACAGGUGGCAGAAUGGUAGGCUUCCUGUUGACAUAACCUCUGUAAUAAGCAACCAUGAUCGAGGUCCAGAUGCUCAUGUGAUUUGGUUACUUGAAAGGCAUGGGAUUCCAUACUAUUAUUUGCCAACAACUACGGGGAAGAAAAGAGAAGUAGAGAUCUUGGAAUUAGUUCAUGAUACCGAUUUUUUGGUACUUGCAAGAUACAUGCAGGUAUUCUCUGCAGAGUUCUUAAAAAGUUAUGGGAAGGAUAUCAUUAAUAUUCAUCAUGGCCUUUUGCCAUCAUUCAAGGGUGGGAGUCCAUCUAAACAGGCUUUUGAGGCUGGUGUUAAGUUGAUUGGUGCAACAAGUCACUUUGUUAGUGAAGUACUCGAUGCAGGUGCAAUCAUAGAGCAAAUGGUUGAAAGAGUUUCCCAUAGAGACAAUUUGCGAAGCUUUACUCAGAAGUCUGAGGAUCUUGAGAAACAGUGUCUAGUAAAGGCAAUUAAAUCAUAUUGUGAGCUGCGCGUUUUACCAUAUGAGAAAGACAAGACUGUUGUAUUUUAAGUAUAACUGAAGAGGGAAUGAGGCUAUCAGCAUAAUUCUCUCAACAUUUAGUCUGUCAUACAGGAUAGUCUGUAUAUUUGUGUUGUAACUCUAGUAUAUCGUUAUAUGACUAAUUUAUACAAACACACUAUUAAACAAAA